CAAAGUGGGACACGAGUUAAGGACCCGACGUAAAACAACCAACAUAUUUCAAUUGGAGGGACUGUUAUUCCUGUCACAAUGUUGUCUGUCUUCAAAAAAUUUUAAGAGUCACGAUUGAAUGGAAACUUCUGAUCUAGAAGUCUUCCUUGUAUGUUAAAAAAGUGCUAAUGAUGUUCCGCUCACACAAGAUGUCACUUAAGCAUGGCGCAGUAAAUAAUGUCCGGCUCCCGUCCUUUAACCACUCAAAUGGAGACUGUUCAGUGUCAUCGCUAAUCAACCCGUGCAAUGGCUGCGUUCAAGGUAGUCACUCGACUCAGAGUUCUUCUAAAAAGGAAAUUAUUGGGCCUACUGGUACUGUUCGUGGAUACAAGAAUAUGAUCAAAGAACGGAAAGAGAUUUUAAGACUUAGUUUUGUCGGAGAGAGUCUCGAGGAGAGCGAAGAAGGAAAGAUCGUCGUGUACACGACUUCGAUGGGAGGAAUUCGAUCAACGGUGGAGGAGUGUGCAUACAUCAGGAAAUUAUUUGACAAUUUGGGACUAAAAGUGGAUGAGCGCGACAUAUUUAUGCACAAAGACUAUCAGUGUCAGCUUGACACGCGGUUAGCCAUUCAAAACGCCACCGUUCCUCAUGUAUUUGUAAACGGAGUUUCUUUGGGGGGUGUUAGAGAACUUGAACACCUAAACGAAACUGGAAAACUAAAGACUUUGUUUGAAAAAUUUGAGAGGAGGAGUAGCAGAGUAUGCCCCAGUUGCGGCGGGUUUCGAUACAUCAACUGCACUCAGUGUCACGGCAGUAAGAGAUCAAGAAAAACAAGGAUUUCAAGAGAGAUCAAUGUACUACGGUGUACUGCUUGCAAUGAAAAUGGUCUUCAACCCUGCUCAGAGUGUUCAAAAUAACCACGAAUAUUCCCAAGGACCAGUGAAAGAACACCUUUUGGUAAAAUUGGUUACCUUCGAGUGUGUUGUCGAGUACGAGCUGGGAACUAAGAAGAGACUGAUAGUGAAGUAGCGCCAAAACUUUCUGUGCUACACACAAAUGGAGCCUAGCCUCUGCUCUGGAUGAGCAAAAACGAUUUGCCACGGGCACUUCUCUUUCAUAUAUUUUAAGAAGUAAGUUAAUGAUGAGCAGUUGUGGAACCCUUUGUGGUUCCUGUAACCAUGUUUGGCAGGACCCUGAGUGCUAACACUUUGAGAAGUAUUCACUGCACCAAUGAACCACGCGCCUGUAGCGCUAAUACAUUUUGAGAAUAUAAGAGAAAAAUUUGAAUUGAACGAAAUAAAAAUUUUUCUACCCAA
Molecule: messenger RNA, 1295 nt
Organism: Stylophora pistillata
Lineage: Eukaryota; Metazoa; Cnidaria; Anthozoa; Scleractinia; Pocilloporidae
Product: glutaredoxin domain-containing cysteine-rich protein 1
Biological process (GO): sensory perception of sound
Source: RefSeq, a predicted model, not a curated record